GUUGAAAGCAACACAGAGAUUUGACUGAGUCUGACUUCUAGCUUGUUUACUCUCCUUUAGUUUUCAGUGCAGUACCAUCGCUUUGAAUUUCCUGUUCAGAAUCAAUUGUUGGUAGCAGCGAUCUACAGCAGAAACUCAAAGGAUCAAAGUGGAUUUAAUUUGUGACUGAAAUCUUGGAAAUCAGCAGGUCUGAAGAAAACAGAAUAACUGAGAUUUCAUCAUGAAAAGAGCAGAUAGCAUUGUUGCUGCCAACAGUGAGCGGAGCACAGACGAGAUGUGGGAGUCUGCUAAUUUGGAGUUGGAUGCACUUAGUUCAUCAAUGGAACCAUAUCUUGUACGAAGGUUACCAUUUCAUGCUCUGCAACUUCCACCACUAGCCUUCAGAGUGGCUGAACAAUAUGACCUAGAAAAAAAAUCAGAAUCAGAACACGUACCAAGACCAACAACUCUUCCAUUGAUUGCCAUCACUGCUGCAGACAACAAAAGUUUAAUCUUUGGCAUAAGCCCCCAGCUGAUCAAUGCAAAGGCCUAUCAGUGUGGUCCAUUCAGCCCCCAAAUGUCCAUGGCAGCCAGUGUAGGUAGUCCUGUCCAGUGGAUCACUGGCCAUGAUUAG
This is a messenger RNA of Amblyraja radiata (thorny skate), 613 nucleotides long. RefSeq names its product cAMP-specific 3',5'-cyclic phosphodiesterase 4D-like. Bases 221 to 613 code for a protein of 130 amino acids. The record is from RefSeq and is a predicted model, not a curated record. Lineage: Eukaryota; Metazoa; Chordata; Chondrichthyes; Rajiformes; Rajidae. The transcript is spliced from 4 exons.